CCCCCCCUUUUUCUUUAUCCGAAACCCUUGCGUUGUUGUUGUUUGUGUGAUUGAUAUAUAUAUAUAUAUAUAUAUAUCAUCUGGGUAUUCGAGCGCGCCAGCUUCAACGUCAACGACUUACAUAGUCAUUGCGCAAAACGGUCGCUUACUAUAUCGCGUACGGCUCGAGAAAACAAAAAAAGACUUACAACAUGUCUGGCGUUGCACAGGAAAAGCCGCUCAAUGAGCUGCUGUCACGCUCCAUGGUGGACAUCUACGUGGGCCCGGAGAACACACACUGGAUUCUGCACGAAAAGCUGCUGUGCCACCACUCGCCCUUCUUCCGCAAGAUCUUCUACUCCAAGACAUCGACAUCGUCGCGCACGCAGUCGUUUGGGCUCCCGGACGAAGAAGACACGCCGUUCAAGACGUUUGUCGGCUGGCUGUACUCGUCGAGCCUGCCUGUGCCGCGCGAGGAAGCCGAUCUGGGCACGUGCUUCGACUUGUAUCUGAUGGCGGAGAAGUUUGAGAUUCCCGCGCUCAUCGCCGACGUGCUGCAGGUGGUGCGCGAGUGGUACAAGUACAGUGAUACGUACCCGGGGCUGCGGCGCGUGCAGUACGUCUACGCCAACACGGAGGACGGCAGUCCGAUGCGGCACAUGCUGGUGCAUGCCGUGGCGCGCAUGAUGGUGACGGAAAAGAGCAUGCCGCAGCACUGGGACAAGGCGCUGCGCAAGAACGGGCAGCUGGCUGUCGACAUUAUCCGCGCCAUCCAGGACUGGCGUCUCGACGAGGCCAUGGUGCCGGAUGCGCGCGAGGAGCCGGCCGAAGCAGAGGACUUGAUCGAUGUCGAGCAGGAAACGCAGAGGCUGGACGACGAGGCAGACGAGGAAAUCGAUCAUGAGCGCGCAGAACAGGAUGAUGCCUCGUCGGCGACGGCCCAGGACGCAGAUGACUCGGAGGAAACAUUUGUCGAUUCCCCCGCGGUUGCUGUUGACGACAAGAAGCAGGAUCAAGCGAAGAAUGUCAAAGACGCUACCAACGAGGCGGGCGGCAAGGCGUGUGGACUGGAAAAAGAAUUUGGAAAGUUUAGUCUGAACGACAUGGGUAGUGCUGAUUACGGGACUUUGAGAGCGUAGAAUGAGUUUCUUCUCUUGGUCCUCUUUCUUUCUUUCUUUCUUUUUCUUUUAGGAUGGGGUUUUGUUUCUUGGAGGUGCCAAAAAGGAAUGGGUUGAUAUACUUUGGGAUUCUUCAAUGGUUCAAUAUUUCUUUUUUCCUUUUUCCGCCUUCUGGAAGGGUUUUGCUGGGGACAAAAGAUGCCAAUAAAGGGGGGGGAAACACUAAUGAUAUACCUUUUUCUUAUCUUAUCUCAUUUUACCCGUUUUUUUUUCUAGGGCUUCCAAAGUUGUUCUUCUGAUGUGUGUUUUCUGGUGUUUUUU
This is a messenger RNA of Exserohilum turcica Et28A, 1418 nucleotides long. RefSeq lists its product as uncharacterized. The transcript has 2 exons. Bases 192 to 1118 code for a protein of 308 amino acids. Lineage: Eukaryota; Fungi; Ascomycota; Dothideomycetes; Pleosporales; Pleosporaceae. Gene Ontology annotation, molecular function: protein binding. The record is from RefSeq and is a predicted model, not a curated record.